Molecule: messenger RNA, 2481 nt
Organism: Neohortaea acidophila
Lineage: Eukaryota; Fungi; Ascomycota; Dothideomycetes; Mycosphaerellales; Teratosphaeriaceae
Exons: 1
Coding region: 1-2481 (826 amino acids)
Biological process (GO): endonucleolytic cleavage of tricistronic rRNA transcript (SSU-rRNA, 5.8S rRNA, LSU-rRNA); maturation of SSU-rRNA from tricistronic rRNA transcript (SSU-rRNA, 5.8S rRNA, LSU-rRNA); ribosome biogenesis
Cellular component (GO): nucleus; preribosome, small subunit precursor
Molecular function (GO): GTP binding; GTPase activity; U3 snoRNA binding
Source: RefSeq, a predicted model, not a curated record
AUGGCGUCCACGAACGCGGUGUCGCAACAUCACCACCGCUCCACGACCAAAACGAUUAACAAAUCGUUCAAAUCUCGCCAUUCCUCCAAGUCGGCAUUGAAAGAUCAGGCAAAGGGCAAGGUGGAAUCGUUUGAAAGAGGGCAGAGAAAGACACCGCAUCAACAAGUCAUGUCGAAGCUUGACAGGAAGAAUCAUGCAAAGCAGAUCAGGAUCAAUAAGUCGGGAGAGCGGGAGAAGGAGAGCAGUGUCUUUGCGGGUCGAGAUGGCGCUCCCAGAAUCAUUGCGGUCGUUUCGCUCUGUGAGGACGUCAACAGCGUGGAUGUGGUGCAAAGCCUGAAUGAGAGCGUCGAUGUGGCGGCGGACGUUACAACUGGCACAAUUGAGAUUCCAAGGUUCAAGCAAAAGGUGCAAUACCUGACGCCACGACGAGAUCUCUUGGAGUCCAUGGACGCAUGUCGAGUUGCGGACUUUGUGCUGUUCUUACUUAGCGCGACAGAGGAGGUGGACGAACUGGGCGAGCAGGUGUUGAAGUGCAUCGAAUCACAAGGAGUCUCCACCGUCCUGACUGGUGUGCACAACCUGGCCACCAUCGAACCGGCGAAGAGAAGACCCGAUGUCGUGAAGAGUCUCAAAAGCUUCAUCAACCACUUCUUCGCCUCGCAAGAAAAGGUUCACGACCUUGGUAAUCGACAAGAAUGCAGCAAUGUUAUGCGAAGUCUAUGCGCUACCAUGCCCAAAGGCAUAAGGUGGAGAGACGAUCGGAGUUGGAUGGUGGCUGAGAAAGUGAGAUGGGAGGGUGAAAAUGCUGUGGUGACUGGUAUCGUUCGUGGACGAGGGCUAAACGCCGAUCGACUGGUGCAGGUGGGCGAUUGGGGCGACUUUCAGAUCGAAAAGGUUACCGCCGCGCCUUUAGUCGUGCAGAGAAAAGCACAAAGGACUGAAGGCAUGGUCGUUGACGCGCCUCAGCUUGGUGAUGUCCUUCAACAGCCCUCUGAGAAUAGAGACGACCUGGUGGCGCUUGCUCCGGAGGAAAUGGCAAUGGAUGGAGAUAUGGCGGCAUCGAUCGCACCGUCAGAACGCAAAGCCGUGCUUCUGGACGACCACCACUACUUUGAUGAGGAUGACCGGGAUGACCUGACAGUACCAAAGAAACUGCCACGCGGUACUAGCAACUACCAAGCCGCGUGGUAUCUAGGUGACAUGUCCGACUCUGGCUCUGACCUCGAAGAUGUCGACUCCGAAGACGAUGGCCACCUCAGCGUGAAUGGUUUCACUGGUAUCAACCCUGCAGACGGCGAGUUUGACGAUGCCAUGGCCGAUGCCACAGAAGCUGGAGCAUCGGAGUAUCCCCAAAGCGAGGUGUUUGAUGAUCGCGCCCCGGAGGACGAGGUAGCGGAACUAGAGGCAUACCGAACGCGAAGACGAGACGAAGCGCACGACGAUCUCGAAUUCCCAGACGAAAUCGAGCUUCACCCCCAUGUCUCUGCUCGCGAGCGCCUUGCAAGGUACCGAGGGCUGAAAAGUCUGAGAAGCAGCAAGUGGGAUUUCGAAGAGGACUUGCCACAUCAACCGGAAGAUUGGUCUAGACUGCUGGAAAUUGCCGACUACAAGUCCGCCAAGAACCGCGUUCUGAAGGAGGCACUGGUGGGUGGAGUGAAGCCAGGGACCAGAGUGGAAAUCUACCUUCGAGUUCCGGAAGACCAAGUUGCGAGAUUGCAGGCCUUGCCGGAGCCAACAGCUGUCUUUUCUCUCCUGCGACACGAGCACAAGCAAAGCGCAGUCAACACGUCCAUCUCACUUUCUUCAGAUUUCGAGCGACCGCUGAAGUCAAAGGAGGAUCUUAUUCUGCAAUGCGGACCGAGAAGGCUGAUCAUCAACCCGCUGUUCAGCCAAGCUGGAAAUACACCCAACGACGUCCACAAAUUCGACCGAUACCUUCACCCCGGACGCACAGCAGUCGCGAGCUUCAUCGGCCCGGUGAUCUGGGGCAGCGUGCCAUGCCUCUACUUCAAGCGUCAAGCACAACCCAGGCCGGCCGAUGCAAUCGAAGACCUAGCCCAAAGCAUCCACGCCAAUGGCUCCCCGUCGUCCAAACUGGACUUGAUCGCAACAGGCACAUCCCUCCCGCCCUCAACAUCGCGCGUCAUCGCCAAACGCAUCAUCCUCGCCGGCCACCCGUACAAAAUCCACCGCAAACUCGUCACGAUCCGCUACAUGUUCUUCAACGCCGAGGACGUCAUGUACUUCCGGGCUCUGCAACUCUGGACCAAGCGCGGAAGGUCGGGCUUCAUCAAGGAGCCGCUGGGCACACAUGGGUACUUCAAGGCUACGUUUGACGGGAAGAUCAAUCCGCAGGAUUCGGUGGGCGUGAGUUUGUAUAAGCGGGUGUGGCCGCGGAAGGCGGCGAUGUGGCAGCCUGGAGCGGAAGUGAGUGAGGAGGUUCCGGAGCUGGUAGAGGAUGGAGGUGUUAUGAUUGAGUAG